CGGCCGCUGACAUGGGCCGUACUAUAUUUUCAGCUGGGGUUAGGUCUGCGACGUGGGAGAAUUUUCUGUCACUGACUCCAGGUUCACAGGUUGAUGUUGCGGUUAUAGAUGCCUGGGCUGCUGUGCUCAAUUUUUUGGAGCAUUCUAAGCCUCGGUCGGCCCCGUCUCGCCAUUUUGCUUCGACGUUCACAACGCUCACGACUGUGGUUGAUACUUCCCGUGGAUGGGAGCAAAGGGUCGUGUGGUUCCGUGAGAGGUUAAUGAUGGACCUCCGGGCAUCUCCGUAUGAGAAUAUUACGGCGAUUGACAUGAUUUUUUUCCCAAUUCUACGCUGUGGUCACUAUUUUCUGUUGUGCUUUGAUUUUGUCCGGGGUCGGUAUGAGAUCAUUGAUAAUGACUCUUAUCCCACUGCGAAGGUUGACAAGUAUGGUGGCUGUGUUGAUGUGUUGAAGGCAAUUCUAUUUGAGUUCUUUGAGGCUAUUUCUCCUUCGAGGGCAACAGUUUGUGCUGGAGCUGUAUCCAAGCGUUUGCAAAUGGGAUGGCGUGAUUCGAAGAAUAAGAUCAAUUGUGGCAUUUUUUUGAUGCGGCACAUGGAGACUUAUGUUGGCCAGCGGGUUCGUGAUUGGGAGUGUGGCUUGGUUAAGGGUGACUAUACAGUGCUGCACAAGUUACGGUUGCGGUAUAUGAAUGAGCUGGUCACGUCGCAGUGUAAUGUGAUGAGGGAAGACAACCUUGCUCGUGCUUACCAGUCGAUAUUAGUUCAACCCCCGUCCACUUAG
Ipomoea nil (Japanese morning glory) is the source of this 779-nucleotide messenger RNA. RefSeq lists its product as uncharacterized. The record is from RefSeq and is a predicted model, not a curated record. The transcript has 6 exons. Gene Ontology annotation, biological process: proteolysis. Gene Ontology annotation, molecular function: cysteine-type peptidase activity. Bases 12 to 779 code for a protein of 255 amino acids. Lineage: Eukaryota; Viridiplantae; Streptophyta; Magnoliopsida; Solanales; Convolvulaceae.